ACUGUCGCACGACAGUCGUCUUUGCAGUAGUGAUCUAACAGAAUUUCGUGCCAGCGACGAUAUGAAGAUCACGUGUUUUAUUACGAUUUGCACAUAUCUAUCAUCGAUAGUAUCCACCAACGAAAUCAGACCUUUGAAUGGGAUAAUGAAAUCUAGAUUGCAUGAGGAUUUGGCAUUUAAAGAUUUCAUCGUAAAAAAGGAAAUAAAUACUAUUCCCGAAGUUUAUCCAGAUAUUAAUUUCACAUUACAAAAGCCUCAAGCAAAAGUACAGAUCGAGACUUUACAAAAGCCGAAAAAAACCCGCGAGCUCAAACUAUGGCCUGAACAGCAUCAUCACUACGACAGUGGUCACUCCAGACGUUUGCUAAAACGUUCAAAAACUCGUUCAAUUGGUGAUACAUCGUACGAACUGGGCGACAAUCAGUUAAACGAAUUAACCAAGUCUAUUCCACAAGUACACGACGAGAGCUCUAUUUACAUCGAGCCCAUACUUCGAGUCACCACGAAAAAAAAUAUCUUCGAUUCCAUCAUGGACAUCCUGCAUCAGCUGCUGAAUAUGCCAAAGAAUGAGUUAGGCUCGGUGGUGGGUCCCAUCCAGAUACCAGGAUCAAAACGUAAGAUUUAUCUCCGCUUAAUGGAAUCGGUCAAAUCAAAUCAUGUGAUGGUACGUUUCAUCACGCAAGUACCGAUUUCUAUGAUCGACGUGGAGCCUAAACAUAUUAUUCCGAUUCUACCCGUAAUCGAUCCUGUCGCCACGCUCUUGAACAACCAACACACUGUUCUGACCGAUGCGAUGUUUGCUUCCAGUCGUCAUUUACCUCGAAAUACUAACCACACUUCCGGUAAAAUUCUAAGUCCGCAAUUGAAUAAACCGUCUGUUUUGAACUUAUUGAAGCAUCCUUCAAAGGAUCUUCGAGAUACCGGUUUGAGUGAUACAGAAGUUUUCUUGCCCAGCAAAGGGGAGGAGAAUAAGACUCCACUCGUAGAGUUAAACUUAAAGAAUCACGAAAAUUCGUUCCUCAGCGAGUCAAAUUCGUAUUAUCAGGCGGGUGAGGACGCGAGAAAUCAGAUGAAGUUAUUAAAUGAUACAACAACAGCGAUCGAGAACGACGAUUCGAAGGAUACACCAGGUACUUGGUACGAAUUAAGUACACAUCGCUUGCCUCUUCGACAAAUCGCCCCACUAUAUCCUCUUACAUCCGUCGAACAUACAGAGCAUACAUCAAGCUCAUCUUCCUCCCCCUCUUAUGCGGACGCAUACAAAAUGCCGAGUGACGUUCUCACAGGUUCUAGUUUAUAUACCAGCCCGCACACUCAACUCAAUAACGUCAAUUCGGCCUCAGAGUCCUAUAUAAACUCCUACGAUCAACAUUAUGAUACUUCGAGUUCAUACUCGAUGUCUUAUAGCAAGCCAGAUGAUGUACACACUAGUUUGAAUAACUACUCGACAUAUCAAAAGCAGAAUGAAUUUAAUGGUGGUCCGAGUUCUUAUACGACUUCUUAUCAGAACCAAAACGAAUUCAAUAACGUCCCGAAUUCCUAUUUGACUUCUUAUAGAAAACAGAAUGAUCUUUACGGUGCAUUCAGCUCAUAUUUGGCUUCUUAUGAUAAACCCAACAACGUUCAACUUUCUUCGAACUCUUCUAUCUCUUUUUCUCACGAAAAGCAGAAUAGCGAUCAAAUCUCUCCGAAUUCUAACGACGCUCUUCACGUCAUAGAUCCACCUCCUUACUUUCCUGGCUAUCAGAAAUCAUUGGGGAACUACGUUAAUCAAUCAUCAACUGAACACUCUGCGAUCCAUCAACCGCGCUAUAUCUUACAAAACUUAAACGAAAAUAGUUUGAGAACGAAUCAGCGUGGUGAUCAAGGUGAGCUAAAGCGAGAUAAAAAUGAAUCGAGUUUCCAACAAAAUAGAGAUUCCUUGGAAACCAAUGAUCGCGACAGGAAGCAGCCGAUUAGAUAUAAGCGCAAAAACACAGCUUGGAACGCCAAUUUGGUAAAGAUAGCAGAUAAUCAUCAUGAAACCAAACAGCCAUUUGAGAAUGCGAGAGAAACUUCGCAUGAUAUCACGUGGAGCUCGUUUAAGGAAGGAGAUGCAGUUGAUCGUCAAGAUAUCGGUAAACGCCGUGAUAUACUAAUCCCCAUUACUAAAGCUUCGAAAUGUCUCGUUUUCAAUAAGAAGAACGAAUGUGAGCAAGUGAAACCCACACUAACAAUUCAUUGGAAAACACUGAUAAAGACUAUUAAGAAAUAAGUACAAUUUUGCGUGGAGACCGAGUCGAUUGUUAUAAUCGUUCCGAAAGUGGAGACAUGCGAUAUAGAAUCAAAAUAUGAGAUUAUUAAACGUCACUACGGAAAUCUGACUACGCAUUGAACGACAGGUAGUUUGACGAUGAGAUCAUUGUUAUUGCUAUGGUCAUAAUGACUAGUACUCCUACAGUGAAUAGCACGACGAAAAUAGUAUAACCAUGGAUAAGGACAACCAAUAGUCGUCCCACGGUGAAUAGCACGCAGAAAUUCGUCGUGGACGCAAAAAUAGACUAUAUGGCGAACAACAUGUUUACAAAACUGACAAUGAAACUGACGAUGAAAUCAAUAAGCACCACAAUAGAAACAUCGUUUGCGGUUGAAAGUACCAUGACAAACGAUGCACUUGCAUUAAGAAAUCUUAAGCCAAAAUUUUAACCCUACAUUUGAUUUGUAAAUUCCUAUAGAAUUCAAAGAGAUUCUCUCUCUCUCUCUCUCCCUCUCUCUCUCUCUCUCUCUCUCUCUCUCU
Harpegnathos saltator (Jerdon's jumping ant) is the source of this 2776-nucleotide messenger RNA. RefSeq lists its product as uncharacterized. The transcript has 3 exons. The record is from RefSeq and is a predicted model, not a curated record. The coding region runs from base 62 to 2254 and encodes 730 amino acids. NCBI's taxonomy places the organism in Eukaryota, Metazoa, Arthropoda, Insecta, Hymenoptera, Formicidae.